Molecule: messenger RNA, 2876 nt
Organism: Xiphophorus maculatus (southern platyfish)
Lineage: Eukaryota; Metazoa; Chordata; Actinopteri; Cyprinodontiformes; Poeciliidae
Product: HLA class II histocompatibility antigen, DQ beta 1 chain-like
Exons: 4
Coding region: 728-1609 (293 amino acids)
Biological process (GO): immune response; positive regulation of T cell activation; immunoglobulin production involved in immunoglobulin-mediated immune response
Cellular component (GO): membrane; MHC class II protein complex
Molecular function (GO): MHC class II protein complex binding
Source: RefSeq, a predicted model, not a curated record
GCUUGUCAGACUACAAAAGCAAGUGUAUUUUAUCAAAUAAUGUUAAACACAAAACAGAACAUAACACAACACGAGAAUGAUCCACGAAUAACAGGAACCAGGCAGAGAGCAACUUGUUUUUUAGCAUUAAAACUUAACGGUGUUUACAGAAAACAUUAGAUAAACACAACAAGCAGAAUUAGAAAUUAAAUAUAUAAAAGUAGCUACAGUACAGGAUACAAAAACUAUGAAUAUUAAAAGAAACAAAGGAACAAAAAGCAACAAAUGAAUCAAAAUGUUUUAAACCUUGUGAUAAAAUAGAGCUGCACCGAUAGGUUUCAACUCCUAAUAUCUGUCAAUAAAAAUACAUAACACCCUAAAUACUUUAUGUGCAAAUGUUGGGCUAAAAAUGUGUCUUAAUCUAGUUUAUACAAAUAGUACUAAUUCUCCAAAAAAAAUACUUUGUCAAAAUACUUUACAUUCCAUUCAUACUGACAGAAUAAUAGUCAGCUACAUACAAAGAAUUUCAAACUUCAUAAAACUUGAGCCUAAAACAAUUUCAAUAUCAACAAGAAAUCUAAUUUAUAUUUUAAUAAUCAGUUCAUUUUAGCUGUUAAACUUACCCAGAAAUACAAACAGUUUCAUUUGGAACAAUUACAUUACUCUUGACAUUUUGCAGUACAGUUCAACAGGAUUUUUGUUGACCCAGCUUUCUCCUCAGCCAAAGGAUUUUAGUUUGCCCUUAGGAAUGAGGAAGUUCAGACCUGCAGGAACCGGAGUCCGUCUGGUGAAAUCACGUUUUCACUGCAUGUUUAGAGCAAAGCAAGUGAGAGUCACGAUGGGAAGCCAGCGGAGAUCAAACAAUCUGUGCUUCGUACUUCUCCUACUUUUCUUUGGAGCACGUUUCGUCUGUGCUGCAGUUUUUUCAGAUGAAGAUUUUUACCAAGUCAAAGCAUGUUGUUCAUUCAGUGGUCCAAACUUUGACAAGAAUGAAUACAUACUUACAGCCAGUUUUAACAAGCAAAAGAUGAUGGAGUACAACAGUACAAGAGGAAACUGGAUUGGAUUCACAGAUUAUUCAAUUGCGGCUUCACAUUACUGGAACAUAGACCCUUAUGAUAAGAUUGAAAGAUUUGUGGAAUUGACAAUGAUGUGUUAUGAGAACAUCAAAUUUAUUCAAACCAUCGGAAACCUGUCAACAACGCCCACCAUGAGGAUAAAAUCAGUGAAACAGCCUGAUGGUCGACAUCCAGCUGUGCUUGUGUGCAGUGCCUAUAACUUUUACCCAAAGCAAAUCCAAAUAUCCUGGCUGCGAAAUGACCAAGAAGUGACUGAAGGGGUCAGUAACAUCGAUGUCAUCCCAGAUGGAGAAUUGUACUACCAGUUUCAUUCUUACCUUGAGUACACACCAACUUCAGGAGAAAGAAUCAGCUGCAUGGUUGAACACGUCACCCUGUGGGAGCCAAGAAUCAUUGUUUGGAACAACUCCCUUCCUGAAGGAGAAAAAACUAAGAUUGUUGUUGGACUGUGCGGACUGAUAAUUGGUUUGGUUAUCUUUAUCUCUGGAUUUAUUUACCACAAGAAAAAGCAUGCUAUAUAUAACUCUGUCCACCAAGGUGAGGAAAUGUAAAAAUGUCAGAAAAUAUAAACUUCAUAAAAACCUAAAAUGGUACGGUACUUCUUCCUUUAACAGAAUGAGUUCUGGUUCCUGUGGAGGUCAUUCCUGGAUUGCCUGUUAGUAGAACUAACAAAAACAAAUUAAAAACAGCCUCAGGUCCUCCAAGAUGCUCUACUUGUAGAACCUGAGAAUGUAUCUAAGCCUUUGUAGUUCAAUUUUAAUUCUAGGGAAUAGUGUGCAAUUUUUUCAUUUCUUAUAGUCACUGGCAGACAUUUGUCAUUUGUGUGGUGCUUUUUUGACUUUUUUAUAGCUGGACAUGAUUAAGAUAUAUUUUGUUUUUUGUUUUUUUUCUGGAUGACUUAUUGAACGGCACUGUAGCACAAUUUGCACCACUAUUGCCUUGCAGGAAAAAGGUGCUUGAUUCAAUUCCUGCAUGAAGUUUACUGGUUCUCACUUUCAUGCUCCAGCUUUCUCUUUCACUCCAAAAACUGUGGAAGAUUAUUUGCUCUCUAAAUUGUCCAUAGGUAUGACAAUUCACCCAGCAACCAAUGGUCAUAGUCACCCCAUAGCUGGAGACCUACAUGGAUAAAAUGGAUGGAUGGAAACAUCUAGUAUAGUAAUCAGUACAUCACCACUGUUACAAAAGCUGUGCUUCUAAAAACUGCUUUCAAGCCAACAAUGUAAAAAAUGUGAAGAAAUUGUUCACUUGUUUAUUCUCAUAAUAAAUUAUUGUGCAGAAAAGACUGUAUGACCAACACUAUAAACAACACUGUGAUGCUUUGAUGAUCUGAGAUAUUGAGACAAGCACGACUCAGAAAACAAAAUUCCAGACAAAUCUAUUUUAAACAAAUCAUUAAAUAUGAUCUACAAAUCAGGAAUGAUUUAAAUACAUACAGUGGCUUAAAUAAAGUAUAAUACACUAUAGUCAAGAAAAACUUUGUAUAAGCUUGUCAGACUACAAAAGCAAGUGUAUUUUAUCAAAUCAUGUUGACCUUAUAGAAUAAUCAGACGAGGUAAGACCAGGUUUUGGGGGGUUAUUUAUCACUGCAUCGGAUCAGAACCACACAGGGAGACCAACUCCAGAAUAAAUCAAUAGGUUUGACUGACCUAGUUUGGGUUAGGUUUGCUGUAUCAGAAAUUUUUCAUGUAAUGUUGGGUUAUAGGAUGACCAAAAGACAAGACAUGGCAGUUCUAUAACAAAGUGGAUUAAUUAAAGCUGCAGUAUGUAUUUUUUACAAAAAAAUACAUAUAUAUUUUUUUGCAUAUUGUUAAAACUGUG